UAAAAGCGAACGGAAACUACGAGAUCUCCGCGCUCCAGGCCCCGGCCUCCCACGGCGACGCGUGACGGGGUGGUGGCCGCGCACGCAGCCGCCGCCAUGUCGGCCCCUCCACCAUCCAAUACUUCGCCUCCAUCUACUUCUACUCCUGCAGCUGCAGCUGCAGCCCUGUCGCCUCCUUCUCCAAGCACUCCAGAGCCGUCGAACUCGACCACGUCCGCUGCAGCCCCGUCGCUUCCACCACCGCAAGCGCCAGUUCCGCCGCCGCCGCCGCCACCGACCCCGGUUGCUCCGCCGGCUGUUUCUCCUCCAGGGACUCCUCCUGCUGGCCCACCGGCAACGGUGUCUCCGCCGCCUGAUCGUCCGGCUCCUUCGCCACCCGCCCCGCCGCUUCUCUCGCCCCCCGUGCAACCGCCAGCGCCUCCAUCUGCUCCGCCGGCACUUUCGCCUCCACCGCUGGCGCCAUCUACUCCACCCCCGGGACCCACGCCAUCUGCCCCGCCGGCGCCACCGGCUCCUCUGCCGCAAUCGCCAGUGACUCCUGCUGCUCCGCCGCCAGCGGCGUCUCCUCCUACGCCGCAGCCACCGGUGACACCAUCUGCACCACCGGCGUCUCCUGCUCCUAUACCACAGCCACCGGCUAUACCAGUACCAGCUGCUCCACCGGCGUCUCCUUCUCCUAUACCGCAGCCACCAAUACCUUCUCCACCUGCACCGGUGAUGCCACCACCGUUGCCUGCGCCAUCAGUAAUCUCUCCUCCAUCGCCGCCAGCGAUCCCUGCGCCAGUAACUCCCACACCGUCCCAACCGACGAUCACGCCGCCUUCACCGUCAACGCCCACUCCGGCGCCUCCAAUGCCGCCGGUGCCUGCGCCAACGCCCACGCCGCCGUCGCCUCCAGUGACGCCUGCGACACCACUGACGCCAUUACCGCCGCCAUCCCCUGCGGUGCCAGCACCAGUGACGCCGUCCCCUCCUACCGUGGCUCCGGUACCACCAACACCCACUCCUCCAGCACCACCCUUGCCGUCGCCGCCUUCUCCCGUGACGCCAGUGCCACCAGUGCCGUCUCCGCCGUCUCCAGUGAUGCCAUCUCCAUCAAUACCGGUGCCACCAUUGCCUUCCCCGGCAAGGCCGUCUCCACCUUCGCCAGUGACUCCGUCUCCCCCAGGUGUCCCAGCUCCAAUCAUACCACCAUCCCCGCGAACGCCGGAGCCACCACCCGCGACGCCAUCUCCACUCCGGCCAGACCCUCCAGCGGCGCCCAGCAGACGGCCGCCCUCGCCGACUCCUGCUCCGCGAUCUCCGCAUGCCCCUCCUGCUCCUCCUGGCGUAAUUCCGUCUCACCCUCCUCCUCCCGGCGUAACCCCGUCGUCCCCAAGUGAUGGCCCUUCUUCCACGACAUCAUUCGCACCUCCGGCGCCGUCAGGUUCAAACGGGACUGUGAUCGGCGUGUCCGUGGCCGUCGCAACGGUGGUCAUGCUCGGCCUCAUAGUCGGCCUCAUCUACUGCCUCUGCUGCUCCAAGAAGAGCCGUCAACGCCGCCGCAGCUCUCCGCCCGGCAACGUCUACGGCCCCCGCGGGCUGCCGGUGACGUGGUCGCACCAGCAAGCGAAGCCGCAGUCGCACUACUCGCAGCAGAUGCUCGGGCAGUCGUGGCAGACCAGCAGCGGCAGCAGCAGCGGCGUGCUCUUGGGGCCCCUCCGCCCGCCGCCGCCGCCGCCGCCGCCGUUGUUCACGGGCGGCACCGUGUCGUACGCGGAGCUGGUGGCGGCGACGCGCGGGUUCUCGGACGCCAACCUGCUGGGGCAGGGCGGGUUCGGGCACGUGUACCGCGGCACGCUGGAGCGCGGCGGCGGCGGCGGCGAGGUGGCCAUCAAGCGCCUGCGGCCCGGGAGCGGGCAGGGCGACCGCGAGUUCCGCGCCGAGGUGGAGAUCAUCAGCCGCGUGCACCACCGCCACCUCGUGUCCCUCGUCGGCUACUGCAUCCACGGCGACCAGCGCCUGCUCGUCUACGAGUACGUGCCCAACAAGACGCUCGAGCUCCACCUGCACGGGAGUGGUCGCCCGGUGCUGGAUUGGCAGCAGAGGUGGAGGAUCGCACUUGGGUCCGCCAAGGGACUGGCAUACUUGCACGAGGACUGUGAUCCUAAGAUUAUCCACCGUGACAUCAAGGCGGCAAACAUACUUCUGGAUUACAAUUUCGAGCCCAAGGUUUCAGACUUUGGGUUGGCCAAGAUACAGCCGGCAGACGACACUCACGUCUCCACGCGUGUUAUGGGAACCUUUGGAUAUCUGGCGCCGGAGUACGCCACCACCGGCAAAGUAACGGACCGGUCCGACGUCUACUCGUUCGGGGUCGUGCUUCUUGAGCUGAUCACAGGGAUGACGCCUGUCCUGUCGCCGGAGCCAGACAACGACGAGACUCUGGUUUCUUGGUCGAAGCCUAGGCUGGCGAGAGCUCUCGGAGAGGACGCCCUGGACGAGCUGACCGACCCGAUCCUGGGCACCAACUACGACGGCGUCGACAUGCGCCGGCUCAUCGCCUGCGCCGCCGCUGCGGUGCGGUCCACGGCCCGGACCCGCCCCCGGAUGGGCCAGAUCGUGCGGUUCCUGGAAGGGCAGAUGUCGGCGGAGGCCCUCAACGGCGGCGUGGCGCCGGGGCAGAGCGGGACCGUGGACGACGGCGCGGCCGACCAGCUGCGGCGGAUGAGGCGGUUGGCGUUCGUGCCGGCGGCCUCCUCCACGGGGGGCUUCCUCACCGAGGACACGAGCAGGAGCUACGUGAGCGAAGCGACCAGCGAGUACGGGCUGCACCCGUCGUCGUCCAGCUCCAGCGACGACGGCGCCACGAGCGAGGCGGCCAGCGCAGGGAGGGACGGGCAGAGGUCCGGCGAGAUCGGCGUCGCCGACGGGAUGACCCGCCGCACGCGGUCGGGACGCGCCGACGAGUGACGCUCGCAACGGAGUUACAAAUUUUUUUUUUGCCGGCGGGUUGCCGUAAAGUUCCUUCUUGGGUUCUUUAAUUUAUUAACGUUUGUUACACCAUACAGGUAAUUAGGAAUUCAGGUUAGUGGUAGGGAUGGAACUUUUCUAGCUUCCUCGUAUCAUUUCGGUCCAAGGGUUUGCUAGAUAAAAGUAAAACUACUUCCAGUCAAGUUUUGGAGAACAAAAGAUAUCGAGUAAGACGCAGCGGCUUGAUUCCUCUUC
Messenger RNA from Zea mays, 3207 nucleotides. Its product is annotated as proline-rich receptor-like protein kinase PERK2. Lineage: Eukaryota; Viridiplantae; Streptophyta; Magnoliopsida; Poales; Poaceae. The record is from RefSeq and is a predicted model, not a curated record. Bases 97 to 2952 code for a protein of 951 amino acids. The transcript has 8 exons. Gene Ontology annotation, molecular function: protein kinase activity; ATP binding. Gene Ontology annotation, biological process: protein phosphorylation.